Messenger RNA from Aedes albopictus (Asian tiger mosquito), 2863 nucleotides. RefSeq names its product stress-activated protein kinase JNK. Lineage: Eukaryota; Metazoa; Arthropoda; Insecta; Diptera; Culicidae. The record is from RefSeq and is a predicted model, not a curated record. Gene Ontology annotation, molecular function: JUN kinase activity; ATP binding. Gene Ontology annotation, cellular component: nucleus; cytoplasm. Gene Ontology annotation, biological process: protein phosphorylation; JNK cascade.
GUACCUUUGGCCGCCAUGGAUCAUCAACCCUUUCCCAUUGACCCGCAGGUAUAUUUCGAAGUCCCAGGCAGAUUUGAGCUCACUCAUCAGCUAGGAAUUGGUGCCCAAGGUGCAGUAAUGGCCGCACUCGAUAGAAUCACUGGACAGAAGUUAGCCGUGAAGAAGCUGUCCAGACCAUUCCAAGACCAAACACAUGCCAAACGAGCGUAUCGUGAGAUUAAGUUGCUGCAAACGCUAGAUCAUCCUUUUAUCAUCAAACUGCUUUACGCCUACUCACCGCAAAAUGAUUUGGCCUCGUUCAAAGACAUCUACCUGUUCACGGAAUGCAUGGAGGGCAGCCUGACCACGGUGAUCGGCAAUCCGCUUGAUCACGAAAGAAUUUCCUUUCUCAUCUAUCAAAUCCUGUGCGGCAUCAAGCACAUGCAUUCCGCCGGAAUCAUCCACCGAGAUCUGAAACCCUCGAACAUCGUAGUGAACAAAAAUUGCUCUCUCAAAAUAUUAGACUUUGGGCUGGCUCGAAGCGUGGGGACCAACUUCAAUAUGACUCAGUACGUGAUCACCCGAUACUACCGAGCCCCGGAGGUCAUUCUCCAUAUGGAGUACGACACUAACGUGGACAUUUGGGCGAUCGGAUGCAUCAUGGCCGAGCUCAUCAAAGGCCAAGUGCUGCUACCGGGAACGGACCACGUAGACCAAUGGAACCAGAUCACGACCACCCUGGGAACCCCUUCGCCAGAAUUUAUGUCUCGGACAACCGAAAGCAUCCGGAGAUACAUCGAAAAACUCCCCGUCUAUCCGAGACCGCCGUUUGACAUGCUGUUUCCAGAUUCGGACUUCCAGCAAGAUGACAACAGUCACGCGGAGGUGAACAGCCACUACGCACGGGACAUGCUCGACCGGAUGUUGACGAUCGACCCGUUGAAAAGGAUGACCGUUGAGGAAGCUUUGGUGCAUCCGUACGUGCGAUGCUGGGUCCGGGAGGAGGAAGUCAACCGACCGGCACCGGUGCCAUACGACCACACGUUGGACGAACAGGAGCUCAGCUUGGGUCAGUGGAAAGAACUGCUGUUCCGUGACGUGAAGGACAUCCAAGAACAAACGCUUGGCUAGUAUUAGAAGACAAAUGAGACCAACAACGAGGCUCGCAAUCGCAAAUCAUAUCAAAAUACAAUGUUUAGUCCGUUAGAUUUUGAACUAAUUUUAAGUAACGAUAUCUUUAUGGCUGUUAUGCUCGAGUAGAAGUUAAUCUCUUUGUUAAAAUCAAUGUAAAUACGUACGUUAUCGAAAUAAGUUAUAAAACACUGGUCUCAAAACUUCGCAAAUCUUUCAAGUUGAAUUCAAAUAUCACAAAACUUAGAGGAAGUCAACAUGGUCCAUGUCGCCCGCAAAGCACACACACAUUGACCGGAUUCCGUAAAAAUCGUACCCCGGCUGUUGAGCCCGGCUCGUCACAUUACACCUUUCAGAGCGAUGUUGAAGAGCAGGCAUGAGAAUCCGCCACCUUGUCGCAGUCCCCGGCGAGAUCCAAAUGAACUGCAUAGUUCACCCGAAAUCCUCACGAAAUUUUGAACACCGUCCAUCGUUGCUUUGAUCAACCGUUUUCGUCCAUAAUUUUCCAUAGCUCUGUGCGGUCGAUACAGUCGUAUCCCGCCUUGAUGUAGAUGACCAGGUGAUGUAUCGUGGCCUGGUAUUCACGGCGUUUCUGGAGGAUUUGCCGUAUUGAAGAUCUGGUCCGUUGCUGAAACGUCCGUUGUCGUCCGGUCGGCCUAAGUUCUCAUGAACUCAUUCGUUGUGGGUGACAGACGAUAGAAGGUGAAUUUGGGAUAGCACUUCCUUGGCGGCAUUCGAAAUGGUGAUCGCUCUGAAGUUCGCAGACAUCCAUAGCUUAUAGAAAAACGGUCAGAGCUUUAUUACUUUUCGUUAUAUACCUACUCGAUUUUGAUUUUUAGAAUUAUACCUCAUAUGCUAUUCUGCUAUUAUCAACGCAUCCCCUGGCAUUUGCCCAUCUGCGUUGUCUUUUCACUAGGCAAUACCAAUUGAUUUUUAUGGGCUUGCCGGACCAAAUCAUGUAGCUAAGCCAAACACCCCACCUACAACUGUUGGGUAGGCACCAUUGUCCCGCCCACUGGUCUUUUACAGCUAGUUGUAGGUGCAUGUGUGCGUGUAAGUAAUGGAGUGUGUGUGUGUUAGUGUUGGUGUAUUGUAGGCGCCAACUCGUUCUAAUCCACUCUGAUUGCUAGCUCUGAUUGCGCUAUGGGAACCAUGAUGGCUAGCGGUGUUUAGAACUACAGUCAACUUUCGUUCGUUGCACUAAGCUCUUAGCCCAGUUAGUGAAAGACUUUCACUAGGUGGGCUGAGUUUUGAGCUGUGAAAUAAUCAAUAGAGAUUCAGGGCUGCCAACCUUGACAAAUCGUGCUUCACGUCAAAAAGUGACGUUUGACUUCGUUUUAACUGGGCUAUAUCCCACCUAACGGGCGCCCAGUUAAAACGUAGCCCACCUAAACGUAGCCCAACGACCGAAAGUUGACUGUAUACCUCAUAUGUUGCCGGAAAACGUCAUCCAACGUCAAAAAAGGAUUUUUGUAUUAGUACUAAUGUUUAUUUCACGGAAAAAAAUGCCAUCAAAAAUCUUAUCUACUACUUAUCAGAAAUUCGGAAAGUUGGUCGUUGUGUCCAGACGUAAGAGCUUGUGGCGAUCAAGAGUGUUGCGUUCCGUAUUUACAUCGAAAAGGGCUCCCUCCCACUAACCGGUUGUAAAAAUAUAAGAUUUAUAAAAGGCGAUAGCUCUUCAUCUGCCGGGAGUGGAAUAUUUACACAUCCUCCUUAGCUUCUAUGGAAACGGGCAAUCGCGAAAUCAUACAAU